Messenger RNA from Saxophila tyrrhenica, 3846 nucleotides. RefSeq names its product Antiviral helicase ski2 (gene SKI2). Gene Ontology annotation, cellular component: Ski complex. The transcript has 2 exons. The coding region runs from base 1 to 3846 and encodes 1281 amino acids. Gene Ontology annotation, molecular function: RNA binding; ATP binding; RNA helicase activity. The record is from RefSeq and is a predicted model, not a curated record. Gene Ontology annotation, biological process: nuclear-transcribed mRNA catabolic process, 3'-5' exonucleolytic nonsense-mediated decay. Lineage: Eukaryota; Fungi; Ascomycota; Dothideomycetes; Mycosphaerellales; Extremaceae.
AUGGCUGAUGGUCUGGACGCCUUUGAAAGGCUGACACUAGCCUUCGACAAUCAGGACCGCGAUAUCGAUGACAUCCUAGAUGAGGCAAAACCACGCAAACGAGCCCGGAUAUCGCCAGAAACCAUCAAAGCCAACCUUGAACGGGAAUUCUUGACGCCAGCAAUCACAUACAGCCCAGGAUGGCUUGACCGGUUACAGCAAAGAUGGGAGACGCCCGUCAACUACAGCGAGCUCUUCAAGCUUGCGCCAACGCAGACAAGGACGGUCAUCCGCUUCACCCGAGAAGGUCUGGAAGGUAGGGUGGUGGGCUACCGCGAAGUCACUGUGCCUGCGAACAGUGCUACUGCGAAGAACUCUACUUCGAUCCUGCGGAAGCCGGCCAAUCGAGCGGAUUUUGUGCGUGGCGCUGCUGGCUUCUACCCAUUCGCGCCUGGAGGGUUGGAUGCUGUUCAGGCUACGGCAGCCUAUGAGGAUGAGCUGCUUCAGCAGAAUGGUGCCGAUCAGGCUGGGAAGGCCAACAAGCUGAACCGGGUGAUCGACUUUGCUGCAGAAGGAGGUCUACUUGAGGUCCCACCUGGGUUCAGCAGGGGACUGAGAGUGCCGGAGAAAGCUAGCCAGGAUGCUGAAGCGGCUGAGGAAGUGGAGAACGUCCUUGAAGAGCAGACUGCUCAGUCUGAAGCCGCCACCAACGGUGUCCCCUUGGAUGAUGCAGGUGAAAGCACGCCUGAAGAGGACGAGUUUGCUGGUGAAGAAGAAGUCGACUCCCUAUUACCGAUCGAGUUCCCUGCGUUGGCACCUCAUGGACCCCUAGCUGUCGCACGUAACAAGCACGGCGGACGAGAGUGGGCGCACAUGGUCGAUGUCAAUCGGGACAUUACCAACUUCCACGAGCUGGUGCCAGAAAUGGCACGCACCUGGCCUUUCGAGCUUGAUACGUUCCAGAAAGAAGCAGUGUAUCAUCUUGAAAACGGCGACUCUGUCUUUGUGGCUGCUCACACUUCUGCCGGCAAGACCGUCGUUGCGGAGUAUGCCAUCUCGCUCGCUGCGAAGCAUAUGACCAAAGCUAUCUACACCUCGCCCAUCAAAGCGCUCAGUAAUCAGAAGUUCAGAGACUUUCGGCAGACCUUCGACGACGUUGGCAUUCUCACUGGCGAUGUUCAGAUACGACCUGAAGCGAGCUGCCUCAUCAUGACUACGGAGAUUCUACGAAGCAUGCUGUACCGUGGAGCUGAUUUGAUCCGAGACGUUGAGUUCGUCAUCUUCGACGAAGUACACUACGUAAACGACCUCGAGCGUGGUGUGGUGUGGGAGGAGGUCAUCAUCAUGCUGCCGGAGCACGUCACCCUCAUCUGCCUGUCUGCGACUGUACCGAACACGUACGAGUUCGCAUCCUGGGUCGGCCGCACGAAGAAGAAGGAUAUAUAUGUCAUCUCGACGCCAAAGCGUCCUGUUCCGCUGGAGCACUACAUAUGGGCAGACAAGAAGAUGUUCAAGAUUGUGGACUCGAACAAGCAUUUCAUUGAGAAAGGGUGGAAGGAUGCUAAUGACGCUAUGUCAGGUCGCGACAAGGUCAUUGCUGCUGAGCAGAAGGCAAAGGAGAAGGAGGAUGCUGCAGUUGCUGCCGGUCGUGGUGGUCGGGGUGGGCGGGGCCAGAAUGGCAGAGGUGGGCAGCAGCGUGGUGGGAGUAAUCAGCGAGGAGGUCCUCAGCAGAGAGGAAGAGGUGGGCCACCGAAUCGCGGGCAAGGCAACAUUGCUCGUACGGGCAGAGGCGGCGGCAGAACGACGGCCGCCCAAGACCGCAACAUCUGGGUUCACUUGGUGCAGCACCUGCGGAAAGAGGAGCUACUACCGUGCUGCAUCUUCGUCUUCUCCAAGAAGCGUUGCGAGGAGAACGCUGAUGCUCUAUCGAACCUGGACUUCUGCACAGCCACUGAGAAGAGCGCCAUCCACAUGAUCUUGGAGAAGUCGCUCGCUCGUCUCAAGCCGGACGACAAGACUUUGCCUCAAAUUCGACGGAUCCGUGAGCUGCUCAGUCGAGGUAUCGCGGUUCAUCACGGUGGCCUGCUGCCGAUCGUCAAAGAAUGUGUAGAAAUUCUGUUCGCAAAGACUCUGGUGAAGGUGCUCUUUGCCACUGAGACGUUCGCCAUGGGUCUGAACUUGCCGACGAGGACGGUCGUCUUCUCCGGCUACCGCAAGUACGACAACAAGGCUUUUCGAGAUCUCCUGCCUGGCGAGUAUACUCAGAUGUCCGGACGUGCUGGGCGAAGAGGUCUUGAUUCCGUUGGUACAGUUCUGCUGGUUACGCCUGGCGCGGAAGAGGCUCCACCUGCUGCUCGACUGCGGCAGAUGAUGCUGGGUGAUCCGACGAAGCUUCGCUCGCAGUUCCGUCUGACGUACAACAUGAUCCUGAACCUGCUUCGAGUGGAGGCACUGAAGAUCGAGGAGAUGAUCAAGCGGUCAUUCUCGGAGAAUGCUACUCAAGCACUGCAGCCCGAGCAUGAGAAGCAGAUCAAGCUGUCUGAAGCUGAUUUGGCGAAAGUCAAGCGAGAGAGCUGCAACACCUGCGACAAGGAUAUUGAGCGGUGUCAUCAAGCGAGCGUCGACUUCCAGCGGCUGACUGAAGAGCUGCACCUUGCGAUGCUCUCUUUCCCAGUCGGACGGCGCAUGUUCCAGGCGAAGCGUUUGAUUGUGUUCCGUGGCAAGAAUGAUGUCCGGACGGCUGGCGUGCUGCUGCGUGACGGCGUCAGCAAGAGUGGCUCGACUGUGCAAGUGCUCGAAGUGCUGUGGAAGAAUCCAAGGAAGCGGACAGACCCCGACUUCCUACCAUACCUCCAGCGCUUCCGGCGGCGGUUCGUCCCACUGCCACAGACCGAGGCCGAAAUGCGGCUACGCCAGCUGAUGAUCCCUCUAUCUGACAUUGAGGCCUUGACAAAGACUCACAUGCAGAUCGACCUUGAGGGUAUCCUCCGAAAGGAUCCUACAGCAGAAGCGCAGGCCAAGAGUCUGCUGCUGGCGACCUGCUCGUCGUGGACGUCUUCUUCGUGGUAUGAGCUGGACUGGCACAAGUAUCUCAAAGAGAUGUCCCUGCGCACCCUUCUCGAUGAGAGGGCCACUGCUGCCAAUAUUGCACAGUCCUGCGAGUGCAUUCACUGCCCCGACUUCCCCAAGCACUUCGCCAUGGAGCACGACCAAUGGCUCAUCAAAGACAAGAUCGACUCCAUCAAGCAACUCAUGUCGGACCAGAACCUCCAACUCCUGCCCGACUACCAACAACGCAUCUCCGUCCUCAAAGACCUGGGCUUCAUCGACGAACACUCCCGCGUCGAGCUCAAAGGCAAAGUCGCCUGCGAGAUCCACUCCGCCGACGAACUCGUCCUCACCGAACUCGUCCUCGAGAACGUCCUCGCCGACUACGAACCGGAAGAAAUCGUCGCCCUCCUCUCCUGCUUCGUCUUCCAGGAGAAAACCGACUCCACGCCCAACAUCACCUCGUCCCUCGAACGCGGCAUCGCCACCAUCGUCAAGAUCUCCGAGAAAGUCAACCAGUACCAGACUCUGCACCAAGUCAUCCUCUCCUCGGACGACUCGAACGACUUCGUCAGCCGUCCGCGCUUCGGGCUGGUGGAAGUGGUGUACGAGUGGGCUCGCGGCAUGCCUUUCAGCCGGAUCACGGACCUGACGGAUGUGCUGGAGGGGUCGAUUGUGCGGGUGAUCAGUAGGUUGGACGAGACGUGUAGGGAGGUGAAGAAUGCGGCGCGGAUUAUUGGGGACCCCGGGUUGUUUGGGAAGAUGCAGGGGCAGGCGGGGGCAGGAGGUGGCGUGGAGGAAGCACAGAAGGACGCGUGA